AUGGUGUGUAUUUGUGGUAUAAAUGGUAUAAAAUAUGCGGAGAACGGGUGUAUUUGUGGUAUAAAUGGUAUAAAUUACGCCGAGAACAGGUGUAUUUGUGGUAUAAAUGGUGUAAAAUACGCCGGGAACAGGUGUAUUUGUGGUAUAAAUGGUGUAAAAUACGCGGGGAACAGGUGUAUUUGUGGUAUAAAUAGGGUAAAAUACACGGGGAACAGGUGUAUUUGUGGUAUAAAUCGUGUAAAAUACGCCGGGAACAGGUGUAUUUGUGGUAUAAAUGGUGUAAAAUACGCCGGGAACAGGUGUAUUUGUGUUAUAAAUGGUGUAAAAUACGCCGGGAACAGGUGUAUUUGUGGUAUAAAUGGUGUAAAAUACGCGGGGAACAGGUGUAUUUGUGGUAUAAAUGGUGUAAAAUACGCGGGGAACAGGUGUAUUUGUGGUAUAAAUGGUGUAAAAUACGCGGGGAACAGGUGUAUUUGUGGUAUAAAUGGUGUAAAAUACGCGGGGAACAGGUGUAUUUGUGGUAUAAAUGGUGUAAAAUACGCGGGGAACAGGUGUAUUUGUGGUAUAAAUGGUGUAAAAUACGCGGGGAACAGGUGUAUUUGUGGUAUAAAUGGUGUAAAAUACGCGGGGAACAGGUGUAUUUGUGGUAUAAAUGGUGUAAAAUACGCGGGGAACAGGUGUAUUUGUGGUAUAAAUGGUGUAAAAUACGCGGGGAACAGGUGUAUUUGUGGUAUAAAUGGUGUAAAAUACGCGGGGAACAGGUGUAUUUGUGGUAUAAAUGGUGUAAAAUACGCGGGGAACAGGUGUAUUUGUGGUAUAAAUGGUGUAAAAUACGCGGGGAACAGGUGUAUUUGUGGUAUAAAUGGUGUAAAAUACGCGGGGAACAGAAACAACCAGGAAGCUAUUUACUUUGUUCUUAAAUACAAGACACAUUCGUACUGGUUAGGGGACAGGACUGGAUUUGACAUCCUACGGGUUUUGUACUGGACCAAGCAUAACAUGGACAGAAGAAAACCGUACAAAGAUCCCGAUGUGGAUUAUAUCGGACGAACUGAUAGAAAGAACAGCAAUGAAUCAUAUGUACCCAUACCGUACGUCCGUGACAAUGGUGAGGACAGAAGUGUAUCGAGUGGCAUGGCGUUCGGAAAUUAUGCCAUAUCUGAUGAAUAUGCUGUUGAGGAUCCCCACUGGAACAUGAUGGCAUACAACUCAAAACGUCACUGGGCCAAGGCCAAUUGGUCGGAGCAAUAUGUGGAGUCAAACAGCCGAUCAGAUGAUGUGAACCGUGACGAACACAAUUAUAGAUCCAAGCGCCGCCAUGGCCGAGAAGAUUUUGCCCGUCCUUCUCCACGAGACAAGAAAGGAGGAAACACAAACAUCAAACACUCAGCUCUGGCAGUAUUCAUGGUAGCGGUGGUUGUAGCUAUCCCACUGUUGAUUAUCUUCGUCUUCAGGAAAGGAUCCCCGAUCACCGAAGGAACAAUAGGCUUGGAAUUAAAAUUAUCUGACCAGUUUCAAAAAGGCAUGGAAGAUCCCACUUCUACCGUGUUCAAGUCGACAGAGCAGGAACUUUGUACAGAGGUAGAACAGGCAUUUACUACAGACGACAACUUCCCAGGGGGCACGAACUAUGUGUGUACGCUUAAAUCACUAAGAAAUGGCAGCAUCAUUGUCACUUUCGUGAUAAUCAUUACUGGCAGUUACACUAUACCUGGCAAUGAUCAAUAUGUCCAAACGGUUACAACAUUCAUAGGAGCAGGGGGGACACUGGGGUCAUUUACAGUAAUAAGUGGAUCCGUAGUUGUCACAUCAGCUUCCUAUACGCAGCAAGGCGUCCACACGAUCAUUACAACAACCACAUCUGCGCCAACGACAACAACAUCCACUCCAGAGCCAACAACAACGACAACAACUCCGGAGCAAACAACAACGACAACCACUCCAGAGUCAACAACAACGACAACAAUUCCGGAGCAAACAACAACAACAACCACUCCAGAGUCAACAACAACAACAACCACUCCAGAGUCAACAACAGCGACAACCACUCCAGAGUCAACAACAACGACAACCACUUCAGAGCAAACAACAACAACUCCCGAAGCUACAACUACUACCAUUAUUCAAACUGAAAUUCAACUCGGUAGCUCGCUUACGUCUCCUCAUGGUGAUUUACUCAUUGAGUGCAACGUCCAAUACGCACCUAAUACCUGGAAUGAGAUCAAGCUUAUCUCCACUGGCGUCAGCUCUGGGAUUGAAGCUGUUUGUUAUGCUAAUGGUACAACACAAAAGGACAACAACUCGUACCAACUGACCUUACAUCCUACCGGAAAUAACGUAUCAAUAAGUCUUCUAUUUCCAAAUACAACGAAACAAUGUUUUGCCAGAAGCAACUACACGUGUCUGCUCUAUGGAAAUAACGACGUAAUGGUUGAAACAACGAAAUAUGUCUCCAUUCCAGUUACAGAUGCAGCAGAAAAUCUUGAAAUUGUUGGAAUUCCAACGAUUAACGAAGGUGACAGAUAUGUAGUGAACUGUACCGGGGAUCUGGCUCCGCCAUCAAGUACACUCGACCUGUAUACUAGAACCGCCAACGCUACGUCAUUUACGAAAUCUUCAGUAAAUCCCCUAUUAACGAGCGGUGUUGUAACUCAGUCAUGCUACCUCCAAACAACAAAGAGCUACACUCUGAUAGCCAACAUGAAUGAUAAUGGCACAGAGAUGAGAUGUGAGGCACUUAACUCUUCGCCAGGAUCACGGACGACAUCUGGUUCACGAACGGUUUCUGUAACAGUUUCUGAAAUACAACUCGGUAGCUCGCUCACAUCUCCUUAUGGUGAUUUACUCAUUGAGUGCAACGUUCAAUAUGCACCCAAUACCUGGAAUAAGAUCAAGCUUAUCUCCUCUGACGUCAGUUCUGGGAUUGUAGCUGUUGGUUAUGCUAAUGGUACAACAAAAGAGGACAACAACUCUUACCAACUAUCCUUUCUACCUGUCGACAGUAACAUAUCAAUAAGUCUUCUUUUUCCAAACAAAACGAAACAUUGUGUCGCAAGAAGGAACUACACAUGUUUACUCUAUGUGAAUGACGACACCUUUGCGGAAACAACACAAUAUAUCUCUGUUCCAGAUGCAGUUGAAAAUCUUGAAAUUGUUGGCAACACCAUGUUAAAUGAAGGUGACAGAUAUGUGGUGAACUGUACCGGAGAUCUGGCUCCGUCAUCAAGUACACUCGACCUGUAUACUAGAACCGCCAACGCUACGUCAUUUACGAAAUCUUCAGUAAAUCCCCUAUUAACGAACGGUGUUGUAACUCAGUCCUGCUACCUCCAAACAACAAAGAGCUACACUCUGAUAGCCAACAUGAAUGAUAAUGGCACAGAGAUGAGAUGUGAGGCACUUAACUCUUCGCCAGGAUCACGGACGACAUCUGGUUCACGAACGGUUUCUGUAACAGUUUCUGAAAUACAACUCGGUAGCUCGCUCACGUCUCCUCAUGGUGAUUUACUCAUUGAGUGCAACGUUCAAUAUGCACCCAAUACCUGGAAUAAGAUCAAGCUUAUCUCCUCUGACGUCAGUUCUGGGAUUGUAGCUGUUGGUUAUGCUAAUGGUACAACAAAAGAGGACAACAACUCUUACCAACUAUCCUUUCUACCUGUCGACAGUAACAUAUCAAUAAGUCUUCUUUUUCCAAACAAAACGAAACAUUGUGUCGCAAGAAGGAACUACACAUGUUUACUCUAUGUGAAUGACGACACCUUUGCGGAAACAACACAAUAUAUCUCUGUUCCAGAUGCAGUUGAAAAUCUUGAAAUUGUUGGCAACACCAUGUUGAACGAAGGUGACAGAUAUGUGGUAAACUGUACUGGGGAUCUGGCUCCGCCAUCAAGUACACUCGACCUGUUUACUAGAACCGCAACUGCCACGUCAUUUACGAAAUCUUCGGCAAAUCCCCUAUUAACGAGCGGUGUUGUAACUCAGUCCUGCUACCUCCAAACAACAAAGAGUUACACUCUGAUAGCCAACAUGACUGAUAAUGGCACAGAGAUGAGAUGUGAGGCACUUAACUCUUCGCCAGGAUCACGGACGACAUCUGGUUCACGAACGGUUUCUGUAACAGUUUCUGAAAUACAACUCGGUAGCUCGCUCACAUCUCCUUAUGGUGAUUUACUUAUUGAGUGCAACGUUCAAUAUGCACCCAAUACCUGGAAUAAGAUCAAGCUUAUCUCCUCUGACGUCAGUUCUGGGAUUGUAGCUGUUGCUUAUGCUAAUGGUACAACAAAAGAGGAUAACAACUCUUACCAACUAUCCUUUCUACCUGUCGACAGUAACAUAUCAAUAAGUCUUCUUUUGCCAAACAAAACGAAACAUUGUGUCGCAAGAAGGAACUACACAUGUUUACUCUAUGUGAAUGACGACACCUUUGCGGAAACAACACAAUAUAUCUCUGUUCCAGAUGCAGCAGAAAAUCUUGAAAUUGUUGGCAACACCAUGUUGAACGAAGGUGACAGAUAUGUUGUGAACUGUACCGGGGAUCUGGCUCCGCCAUCAAGUACACUCGACCUGUAUGCUAGAACCGCCAACGCUACGUCAUUUACGAAAUCUUCGGCAAAUCCCCUAGUAACGAGUGGUGUUGUAACUCAGUCCUGCUACCUCCAAACAACAAAGAGUUACACUCUGAUAGCCAACAUGACUGAUAAUGGCACAGAGAUGAGAUGUGAGGCACUUAACUCUUCGCCAGGAUCACGGACGACAUCUGGUUCACGAACGGUUUCUGUAACAGUUUCUGAAAUACAACUCGGUAGCUCGCUCACGUCGCCUCAUGGUGAUUUACUCAUUGAGUGCAACGUUCAAUACGCACCUAAUACCUGGAACGAGAUUAAACUAAUAUCGUCUGACGUCAGUGCUCGUAUUGUCGCUGUUGGUUAUGUCAACGGAACAACACAAAAGGACAACAACUCGUACCAACUGACCUUCCAACAUAGCGAUAGAAACAUGUCAAUAAGUUUAUUAUUUCCCAACACAACAAAACAUUGUUUUGGAAGGAGCAACUACCGGUGUUUGCUCAAUAGCGAUAGUGACGACAUCAUUGUGGAGACGACAGAAAACGUUUCCAUUCCAGUUGUAGAUACUGCGGAGCAUGUUGUAAUUGUUGGAAACACCACUUGGAAUGAAGGUGACAGAUAUGUAGUGAACUGUACCGGGGAUCUGGCACCGCCGUCAAGUACACUAGACCUGUACACUAGGACCACAAACGCCACGUCAUUUACAAAGUCAUCUGUAAAUCCUCUAGUUACGAUUGAUGGUGUUACCGAGUCUUGCUACCUCCAAACAACAAAGAGUUACACGUUCAUUGCCGACAGAACUGAUAACGGCACGGAGUUGAGGUGUGAGGCUUUGAAUACUUCGAGUGGAACAUCGAUGUCUACAAGGCAGUCAAUUGUUGUACGAGUUGCUGAAAUGGAAAUGAAUGAUUCUAUCACAACACCUGAGGAAGAGAUCACUAUUAGCUGUAACGUACGGUACGCUCCGUCCGGAUGGGAUAACUUCAGUAUAGUAUCAGUGAACAAUGAUGAAAUUCACGUGACAGCCUUCUCAGACGGAACUAUUCAACAGGGCAACAGUUCCUAUACAACUAGACUUCAACAAAGUAGUCCAGAUAUGAUACUUAGCGUGCUGUUUCUUAAUACCACGACACACUGUUACGCUAGGGGGAGUUACGUGUGUACAUUAACAGACAACGGAAUCAUCGUCAUCAAUAAUACAGCAACAGUUAUAAUUACAGAUAUCGCCAGCAACGUAACACUUGAAGGUAACGGCACAGUUGAUGAGGGUGACAGGUACGAGAUGAGAUGUUCCGGUAGAGUAGCUACAGAAGGCGGGGAUCUCCACCUCCAUGUACGAUCUGGUAAUACUUCGGACUUUAUCAGGACCACAGAAGUCCCCAUAGUAACUGUUGGUGAUGUCAAUGACAUGUGUUACCAAUCCAUAACCAAAAGUUACGGUUUCAUCGCUGAAAGGGUCCAGAAUGGAACAGAAUUCGCCUGCGUCGCCACUAAUGUCAAACUAUCAUCCUACCAAAGCACCACUUCCAUCGAUAUGGUAGUGGACUUUGCAGCUUUCAACACUCAAUUUCAUUUGCAAAAUACUACAUGGAUCCCUGCCUACGGUGACAAAAACAGUCCUGAAUUCAAGAGCUUUGCAGAGAAAAUAGAAAAUGACACUGACUAUGUAUACGAGAGAAGCAAUAUCAAGGAUAACUACAAGAGAAGCAAAGUCAUUGGACUCGAGCAGGGGAGUGUCAAUGUCAUUUUUGUGAUGCAUAUAGUUGUCCAAGUGGUUCUCACCGAUAGCUCCGGCAAUGUCAUCACAACAAAACUGACACCGACCGACAUCGUUUCUGCAUUUGUCGACACGCUCCCUACGGUUGCCAAUGAUCUUACCAGCAGUGACCUGAUUGACUUAGACACCAACAACAUUGUCACAGAUGUUAUUAUUGAUCCUGGAAAUGAGUAUGAAUGCAGCAAUACGAGGACUGACGUUGUAUUCCUCCUGGACGCCUCAGGAAGUGUCGGAUCAUCUAAUUUCGUAUUAAUGAAAUUCUUCAUUAAAAACAUUACAGCAAAAAUUCUGUUAGGCCCAACCGCCAUUCAAGUUAGUGUCGUUACAUUUGCCUCAGUUCCUAGAUAUGAAUUUUGGCUCAAUGAACAUUAUGGAGCAUUAACGCUGAAUCCAGCUAUAGAUUCAAUCGUAUACACCAACGCGGGGACAUAUAUAGCAAGUGGUUUGCAGUACGUCAGGGAUUAUGCACUGGUCACUGCAAAUGGAGCGAGAGCUGACUCGGAAAAGGUUGUAAUUCUGAUGACUGAUGGACAAUCCUUCGAUAACUCGGCAACAAUUGCCAACACACUCAGAAAUGAUAGUGUUCUUGUGGCUUGUGUGGGAAUAGGUACCGGAAUAAAUACAGUUCAGUUAAAUGAAAUCGCAUACAACUCUUCAUACAUAUUUAAUGCUACUAGCUUUAACGUGUUGACACAAAUCAGUGAUACCGUAAGGAGAUCGACAUGUGACCCGCCAAACAACGAUUAAUAACAAAGUUCAUUUAUAACUAAGGAAAAUGAAAUCUGGUUUUUUUUUAAUACCGUACUGUGUACAGUAGCGUACAGUGGCCAUGGGUGAUAUAUUUGUACG
Messenger RNA from Mizuhopecten yessoensis (Yesso scallop), 7191 nucleotides. Its product is annotated as mucin-22-like. The record is from RefSeq and is a predicted model, not a curated record. The transcript is spliced from 27 exons. NCBI's taxonomy places the organism in Eukaryota, Metazoa, Mollusca, Bivalvia, Pectinida, Pectinidae. Bases 1 to 7089 code for a protein of 2362 amino acids.